This is a messenger RNA of Passer domesticus (house sparrow), 1527 nucleotides long. RefSeq names its product inhibin beta C chain-like. Gene Ontology annotation, molecular function: hormone activity; cytokine activity; growth factor activity. Gene Ontology annotation, cellular component: extracellular region. The transcript is spliced from 2 exons. The coding region runs from base 80 to 1240 and encodes 386 amino acids. The record is from RefSeq and is a predicted model, not a curated record. Lineage: Eukaryota; Metazoa; Chordata; Aves; Passeriformes; Passeridae.
CCCGCUCCGCCGCCCCGCUCCGCUCCCCGCCGCCGCCUCUCCGGUUCUGUCCCCACGCUGUCACCUCCGGCCACCGGCGAUGUCGCUCACCGCGGUUUUCCUCCUCCUGAGCCUCCUGGGGAUGGCUGUCGCCCAGGGCCAGCUGUGCCCGGCCUGCGGGGUGGCCGCGCUGGCCCCCGGCGCUCGGCGGGACGCGCUGCUGGCUCUGGCCAAGCAGAGCAUCCUGGCCAAGCUCCGGUUACCGGGCAGGCCGGGCGUGCCGCGGCCGCCGGACCGGGGCUCGCUGCUGACGGCGCUGCGCAGGAUGCGGGCACAGCGCUCGGACGGGACCGACACCCCCGGGAUGCUCCGGGACGGAGCCGGUACCCCCGGGAUGCUCCGGGAUGGGGCCGGUACCCCCAGGAUGCUCCGGGACGGAGCCGGUACCCCCGGGAUGCUCCGGGACGGCCGCGGGACGGGGCUGCAGGAAUACGAGCUGCUGAGUUUCGCGGAGCCAGGACCCUCCGCUUCCCGCAGCGUCCGGCUGCAUUUCCGCUUCUCCCAGGAGGUGGCCGGCAGCACUGAGAUCCAGCAGGCCACUCUGCACCUGUUCUGGGCACCCCCUGGGCACGGGGCACAGCCUGUCACCGUCAGGCUCCUGCAGCCACACCCGGCAGGGCCAAACCUGACCGUGACCAGCGAGACGCGGCUGCAGGUGCAGAAACGCGGCUGGGCCACGCUGGACGUGGGAGCCGCAGUCCAGAACCUCUUCAGACAGGACACCCCACGGCUCACAGUGGAGCUGGAGGUGCCGGAGGCCUGGGGGUCCCCUCUGCCGUCCCACCACGGCGAUUCCCACUGGCCGUUCGUGGUGGCCCGAGCCCAGGCCAGGACACGCCACCGCGUCCAGCGGCGCGGCGUCGAGUGCGGCGCGGAGUCGCGCACGUGCUGCCGCCGGGAAUUCUUCGUGGACUUCAAGGAGAUCGGCUGGGAGGAUUGGAUCAUCCAGCCCGAGGGCUACCACAUGAAUUACUGCUCGGGGCCGUGCCCGCUGCACAUGGCCGGCAUCCCCGGCCUCGCCGCCUCCUUCCACACCGCCGUGCUCAACCGCAUCAAGGCGGCGAGCGCCGCGGCCGCCGUGGAUUCCUGCUGCGUCCCCACCCAGCGCCGGCCCCUCUCCCUGCUCUACUACGAUCGCGACAGCAACAUCGUCAAGACCGACAUCCCCGACAUGAUCGUGGAUUCCUGCGGCUGCACCUGAGCGCGGCCGGCGCGGGUGGGAGGGCAGGACGCGGCGGGACGGGGCUCCCCCUUCCCGGCUGGGAGGGAGGAGCUCUGCCCGGGGGGGUUCUCCUCCCGCGGGUGAAGCGUCAAGGGUGAUGCUGAAUGUGUGAAUCCCCUCCUCUUUCACCUCCCGCACGGAUCUGCCCAUGGGUUCCUCUCAGAGCCCCUCAGAUCGGCUCUUGAUGGAGUCCAGAUAGACAGAUGGACUGAUGGAUCCUGCAGAGCCCACAUCAGGGACAGUCCCUCUGCCAUCCUGGUGUGCCC